This is a messenger RNA of Parnassius apollo (apollo), 1455 nucleotides long. Lineage: Eukaryota; Metazoa; Arthropoda; Insecta; Lepidoptera; Papilionidae. The record is from the annotation of a GenBank genome assembly.
AUGUGUUUCCAGCCAGAAGGCGGUUACCAGUUAAAAUGUUCUAAUAUUCUCGAAAUUACUUGGAUCUUGGAGAACAACUGGUCACACAUCGCCUCAUUUCAUCACCGCAUGAAAUUCGACUUGGAUUACAUAAAUGAAUCGUAUAUAAAGACAGUAGCUCAAGCACACAAACAACUGUCCAAUCCAAAGCUUGACAUGGAUGAGAGGACGUUAUUGUUGGCUAAAAUCAUCAGCACAUGCUUAGAAGCCCAAGGGCUGAAACACAGUGUACAAGAAAGCACAGAAUCCGAGUCGGAGACAGUAAGAAUAGAGAAAAGACGCAAGAGCUUAGACAAAGAACCGGAAAUGCCGGUACCAAAGAAAAAGAAAGAGGAUUCUGAAGUGAUGGCACCACCAAAAGCACUCCCCAAGAAGCCUAAAGGCAAAGAAAAUGUAGCGGAAAAUCACAAAACCAGCAAAACAGGGAAAAGAGUGAACCAUGAAAUUGGUGAUAAUAUUGAAGGAAAGAAAGCAAAGAAUAAUAUCCCUGAGAAAGUAUUAGAACCUAAGAAUAUAGUUAGUCACAAGAGAACUGCAAAUGAAACAGAAAAUACAAAGGUCAAUAAUGAUAUUAAAGAAAUGGAGCUUAAAAACAAAAAGUCUAAUAAUUUAACUAAAGACAGAGAGUUAAAAGAAACUGGUAACGAAAAUGUCAAAAAUCCUAAUAAAAUGGAGAGGGAAAAUAAUAAUAUCGCUAAACGUAGUCAGAAAGAAAUAGAAUCAAAAAGACCUGCUAACACUCAAAAUCAAAAUAAGGAAAAAGAGGGCAAACCUAAGAACUUUAACGAAGGAAAUAAAAAACCGGAAAAGGGUAAGAAAUUAAUUUCUGUUGAAUGUAUUAUUCCUAAUAAAGACGAUACUAACAGAGAAAAAUCUGGCAACACCGUGAAAUCAACAAAAUUAGCAGAUAAGUUAAAUAUGAAAACCGUCAAAGAAAAUGUACAUACAAGUCCAAAGAUGUUUAAUAAAACGAAAUCCUUAAAAGAAACCGUUGUGGAGAAACCUAAGAACAUUGAAAACCAACCAAUCAAUGGUGGCAAGGAAGCUACCACAAAACAUCAUACAUUGUCUGGCAACACAGUAAAUGCAAAAGGUUUAAAAACCCAUCAAAAUAAACCAAAAGCUUCUAUUACAAAAUCAAUGAAUAGCAGGUUCAUCAAAGCUCCCAAAUUUGAUAAACGUAAUCCUAAUUUGCAGACGUCGUCGAAAAUACCGCAAACCACCAAGAAGUCGUCGAGCGCCGAGAAUAUACUGAAGAAGAAUCCUUUGAGGAUCAGUCCCAGGAAUAACCUAACAAAAUUCAACACAAUGUCAUCUCUAAACAGCAGCAUCUGGAGCAGUCGGAGCAGUACAAGAAUAGUUAACACGAAUAUACCAAGAUUAGUGAAGAAGCCCAUAUCGAAGACAAAGUCAUAA